AUUUAUCACCGUUUAGUCAACAAAAUCCUCCGAACAUGAGUUCUAUUUCCAAUGUUGAAAAUCUUUCUCCUCAAACCAUCCGUCGAAUAGUUAAAGAACAAGAAGAACUGAUUAAAGAUCCACCAGAAGGCAUAAGAAUUACGGUAAACGAUUCCGAUGUCACUGACAUACAAGCAUUUAUUGACGGUCCAGCCGGAACACCAUAUGCUGGUGGUCGUUUCAAUGUCAAAUUAGUUUUGGGCAAGGAUUUUCCACAAACACCACCCAAAGCGUAUUUCCUAACUAAAAUAUUCCACCCUAAUGUUGCUAGCAGUGGAGAAAUAUGUGUUAACACCCUUAAAAGAGAUUGGAAACCAGACUUGGGCAUAAAACAUAUUCUUUUGACGAUCAAAUGUCUGUUAAUUGUUCCAAAUGCGGAGUCAGCAUUAAAUGAAGAAGCUGGUAAACUCCUUUUAGAAGAAUAUGAACAUUAUUUCCAAAGAGCACAAAUGAUUACCGAAAUUCAUGCUCAGGUACCAAAAAGUAUGAAAAUUGGCCGUGAAGAAGAUGCGAGUGAUGGACCUAUGGCAAAAAAACAUGCUGGUAGUAAAUCAUUGGACAAAAAAAAGAUUUCCAAAGAUAAAAAGAAAACUUUGAAAAGACUAUAAUGAAUUGGGUAAAAUGUUUUAAGUUUACAUUUUUUGUAUUAUACCGAUGAAAUUUCAUCAAUAAAUUGUCAUUUAUAUUUAUUUUGUAGCCAUUUUUGGUACCCAUAGACUAUAAAAAAUAUGCCCAAAACUAAAUUUUUUUCCUUUCUUUUAUUUUAUUUUUUGUAGUAUCUCGAUUUUCAAUUUUCUAACCGUGUGUUAUGCAAAUUU
Adelges cooleyi (spruce gall adelgid) is the source of this 857-nucleotide messenger RNA. RefSeq names its product ubiquitin-conjugating enzyme E2 S. The transcript is spliced from 5 exons. Bases 36 to 647 code for a protein of 203 amino acids. NCBI's taxonomy places the organism in Eukaryota, Metazoa, Arthropoda, Insecta, Hemiptera, Adelgidae. The record is from RefSeq and is a predicted model, not a curated record.